GCUAUGCCUUUGUUCACAUGGAAAAUAAAGAAGAUGCUCUUCAGGCUAUCGAGGCUCUUCACGGUACCUCCUUCAAAGGUCGACCCCUUUCUGUAGAGCUUUCAAAGGUCCAGCCCAGCAAGCAGGCGCCGACAGGGAAAAUCCCGUGUGUGAACUGUGGGAAGCAGGGCCAUUACGCUGGAGAAUGUCCUGUGGGGAAACCAUCUCUGGAACAGUACCAGAGUCAGGCAGCAGUCCUGGCUGCUGCCGCCGCGGCAGCUGCGGGCCUACCUCUACAGGUCCAACAAAGUGUGCACAAUUCAGUCUACAACACCUCCACCUUUGACCCCACAUACGCAGCUCUCACAGGGAUUACCACUGGCACACGUACUGAUGGAAACCCAGUGAAUCCAGCUGUUUAUGGUGCUCUUGCCAGUCAGGUGUAUGGUGCCAAUGUUGCCAAUCAGCUCUAUGGGUCAGUGGCCAGUCAAGCAGCUCUUACGUCAGGCGCCACACAGGUAUACAGUUCAAUGGCACCCAAUAUCUAUGGCCAGGUGGCUGCGUCGCCAGCAGCCGCAGCAGCAGCAGCCGCCGCCGCCGCCGCCUACUCAACGCCAGUGUACACCCCAGCUGUGGCCAACCCCCCCGUCUACCUGGCUGCUGCUCCAGGAUUAGAAAUGCCAGCAGCAGCAGCUGCAGUCAACCCUGCUUACUCUGUAGCUCCUGCAAUUUAUGGUGCUGCCACACCAGCCUACGCUCACAUCAGCGCCAUGGGAGCAGCAGACCCUGCUGCAGCCAUCUUUGAGGCAGCCAGGCAGGUUCAUUACUUCACCCAGGGCCAGCAGUUUGUGGCGGAUCAGCAGACAGCAGCUGCAGCUGCAGCAGUGGCUGCAGCAAAGUCUGGCGAGAGGGACCGUAGUCCCCUACGGCGGUCUGCGCCUCUACUUCCAGACCCUGUGAUGAAACCUUUUAUUUACCAGAGGGCCAAACCACGCAGGCCCCUUCUCCCUACACCAGCUGGCCGUGCAGCCGAAGAGGCAGUAGAGGCUGCAGAGGAUCCCAUGGCCAGGUACUACGCAGAGUACUACCAGCAGCUGCAGCAGUACCCUCAGUUCCAAUAUGCCUUCCCACAGAGCACAGUGACAGCCAUUGCUGGCAUGCCAGGGGUCUCAGCAGUUCCCACCGUACCUGCGUUGUCUGCCCAGCCGGUCGCCACGUUGGAUGCGCUCAGGCCAGUGGUCCCCACUGCUGCGGCAGUGGCAGCUGCUAUUGCUGCACCCAGGGUGUAUGAGCCGCCGUUGCCGCCGCCCACACGCAAGGAGGCCAUCCUCCACCGCCCUGAACUCUCCCUUCACACACCUGAGCCCCCCUUCCGAUAGUUGCACUCAACUGUCUGCCCCACCCUCCUCUCCCUCUCUGCCCCGAACCCCACCCCACAUACCUUUUUUCCACUCAAAACCUGACCACCGCUGUACGUAUGUGUGUUUGUAUGUGUUUGUGUGCCUGGGGGACUCUCAAGUGUGCAAGCUGGGCAUUUUAAACUAGGGGCCCUUUGGUUUGUCGAUGUGCUUCAUGAGGAACUCGAUCGGCUAACCUUGGUCCAGUUUGCGCGCACACAGUGCAGCCUAAAACUGGAGGCUCUCAUCUGUUGUAAGGGCAUUCUUUGCGCUUCUUUCUUUUACCUUUUCAUUGUGCCAGUCUCACACUUGUGCCAGUAUUAGGCUGACCCAGUCAGUUAUUUGAUAUGCCUUUAUUUCAGCAAUCCAGUUAUGAUUUUCUAAGGCCAAAUCUCCAGUAAACCACAUCAGCCAUUUUCCUGAGGCCUAGAUGAUCAGUUUGGGCAGCUAAUUUUAAACCUUUUUUGCCUUAUGUUGAUGAGUUUGUAACCUAAUCAGAUGGGAGGUCCGAUUGACACACAUUGUGUCCUGGCUGCACUGUACUGCGUCCUACAGAACCAAGGUUGAUUCAUUUCGCGGGAUGUUUGUCUUGGAUGUGAUGCGUGUGUGUGUAAACGAUCGGAGGUGUGCGGGCUCCUGACCUUGCAACGCACAAGUCGCUGCAGCUAAGACUGCACUUUGCUGAGGAAAAAAAAAAAGAAAAAAGUUAAAGCACACAUAUACGUACUGUAACAUUUGUUCGAAUCUCUCCUCAACCUUUUCUCCGAAUCCCAUCCCUCACCUUUAAACUACAACACCGCAAGACAUUGCUUCAUCUCUUUCUUUAUUUAUUUUUUCUAACUUACAGCUGCCUACCUCUUGUGUAAGUUUCAUAGAUUGUAAUUUGUUCAGUGUUACUCAGUACAUUUCAUCCUGUCAGCUGUGUUUUUGUAAAGCUUUGGUUUCAGUGUUUCAAUAGGCAAGACAGAUUUCAUUUGUAAUUUUCUGUUAAAUAUAUUUUGUACAUAGUUCUAUUAUAGUGUUCAGAGGCCUUUUACAAAAAAGAAAUAAUGUGUUUUGUUUGCAUCACUAUAGUUUACAUAUUACCUGGGAUGUAAUGAGUUGUAAGUGGAGGGUUAAAAUGUGUAACUACUGAAUUAGUUGUUUACAAAAGGAUCUUUGAAUUCAUUCUUUUAUAAAUCCUGAAUUUAAGUGACAAGGUCAGUUAUGUGCCUAUACACAUUGAGUGAAGUGCAUUAUGCGGAGACAUCUCCCAUUUUUAAGUGCUUUUGACAUUACUUUGAGGAAAUAUUUUAGGUGGUUUUGUCAGAGCUUAGACUCUAAGCUACAAGUGGUGAAACUUUCUCUGUGACUUGCGCAUCUGUAUUACAUUUGUUUUUAUAUCAAAUGGUUGUACAAAAGCCACAAACCUGAGCCUUGUGGGCUGAAAAUAAGCCUUUGUUUUUAAGCAGAAACAACAGUGAUAGCACCAAUGAAGUGAGAGAUGAAGCAGUGUCUUCCUGUGCCCCCAGAAUAUAUAUAUUUUCUAUUCUUUACCUACUGAACCUGGUUUACAUUCUAAUUGCAACAAAAUGUUUUAGCGCUUUUUAUUUAGUAGUUGAAUCCUUUAGGUAGGAUUUGUCACCACCACAAAACAAAUAAAAUUGGACUUACAUGUGCUAUUUUACAUUCAUGCUGAAGUCCUAAAGAUUGUGUCUCAAUGGGCUGUGACUGAUGGUUACCAGUUGGAGACGUAGUUGCGAUAAAAUUGCAAAUUUUCACUGGAAUCCUGCGAAUGAUGUGCAAAUGUUCUGUUGCAUCUUAAUCCCAAAGGUUAUCAAUUUUAUCAGUUAAUUCUCUUUAUUUCAUCUUCAAUCAGUCGCAAUAUGGUUUUAUUGGUUGCAAAACCUUCAACCUUGCAAUGUCGCUAAGUGAGUCAUAGAAGUUUUAUGGUCCAGUCUACUUGUAUUUUGUAGACCUGGACGAGGUUUAUGACCAUGUUCCUCAGGAUUCCUGUGGUAGGUGCUGGGAAAGUGUGGGGUGCCAUGGUUGCUUCUAAGGGCUAUCUGGACCCUACAUAACCAAAGCAGAAACUUUAUCUGCAUGGCACAAAGUCAAGCUCAUUCUCUGUUCAGGUUGGACUCUGCCAGAUAUUUCACUUGUCUCUGGUGCUCGUUGUGGUUGACAUUGACAGGAUGUCAAGGCGCAGUCCAUGAGAAGGUAGGUUGGGAACCUCGGCUUUGUUUUAUGCAGAUGAUGUGGUUCUGUUGGCAUCUAAAAGCCACAACUUUCAGCAUGCACUGGGGUGUUUCACAGCUGAACUGGAAAUGGGUGAAUCUGGGCAUUUUGUUCACAAGUGAUUGUAGGAUGGAGCCGGAGAUAGAUUGACAAAUUGAGGCCUCAUCCUCAUUAAUGAGGGCAUUACAUUGAUUGGUCUAGGUGGAAAAAGAUCCAAGUUGAAAGGGAAAGCUCCCGAUGUUCUGAUUUGUCUGCGUUCCACUCCUCACCUGUUAGAGGUKGACCGAUACAUCGGCCAGCUGAUAUUUUUGGACGAUAUUUGCGUUUUUUUCCUUGUAUCAGUAUUGGCCGAUACAUUCGUUCAUUUGGCUGAUCCACUCCUUUGAUCACACGAGUGCAUGCAUUGCGACUCCCUCCCUGAGAGCGAGCGGCUGGUAAUGUAAGACUGAGUGCCAACAACAACAAGGGUGAGUUUUCAACUUUUAAUUUAUUUUAGCUGUCUCAUUUAGCUUUAUCUGCCCUCUGUCUUGGACUAUGAGCUUUUAAAUUUCUAAAGAGCAAGCAAAGCGCCACUGUCCACCAUGGGCAUAUGUAAACCAGACACUGCUGAUGCACUCAUAUCAUGUACUGCAGUCUAAAGCUUGUUGUUAAUGUCAGCUGCAAUCUUUGCCCAGUUUUUUAAGAAAUGGCUGAAAAAUGAAGCCUAAACCAGAAAAGGCUCAGUUAAUAAAUGUUUCGUUUAGUUUAAAUUGAGACUUUUGUGACAUUUCUUCUUGUUAUUUUUAUCAUGUUAAUGGAGGAAAAAGAAAAGGAGCAUCGGCUUCAAGAAUCGGCCAAAAAAAUGCACACGUAUCGAUGUAUCGGUUAGACUGAAAUAAGUGGUAUCGGCCUUCAGAAAUUUGUAUCGGCUAAUCUCUAUCACUUAUGGUCAUGAGGUUUAGGUCAUGACUGAAGGAUCAAAAUUUUGGAUGCAAGAAGUCAAAAUAAGCUAACUUCGUAGGGUGGCCGGGUUCAGCCAUAGAGYUAGGGGGAGGAGCUCCAUCAUCUAGUGAGAGCUUGAAAUUGAGCUUCUGCUCUUCUGCAUCAAAAUAAGCCAGUUGAUCUGGUUUGGGCAUUUGAUGAUGACCCUCCCUUUGGAAGUUUCCUUGGCAUGUCCUACUGGUAAGCAACCCCAAGGCAGACAGAACUUGCUGGAUGGAUUAUAUAUCCUUUCUAGCAUAGGAACGCCUUGGGAUCCUCUAGGAGGAAAUGGAGAGGGUUUCUCUCAGCAAGCCGACCACAGAUGAACAGUAGGAGAUGGAGGCCACAAAUCCCUCCCCACGUUAUCUCACACUUCUUGCACUUCCUGAUUCGUGGAAACUAAAUUGAGAAAAAUCCAAGAUGUGUUCCAGACGUUUGCAACAACUAUUUAAAGAGUAUUUUUGUUGUGCAAAUUUUUGGAACACGUUCAAAAUUCCAGCGACAAAAACAAGGACCUUUAACCGGCGCAAUGAAAUUUAGAUUCCACACAAGUAUUUGGAAACCACCCCGCGAAUGCCAGUCACAACUGAUCACUAAAAAUUACAACCCAAUGAGAUACAAGUCUAUUUGGCAAACUUCAUUUGUCUAGUUUUACAAUUGCUUAAAACAUUCAGAUUAUUUGAUUUGAUUUCUUCUUUUUUUUGUUUGCAACUACAGUUUUACAGUAGUAAAACGCACACACAAACAGACCCUCUGAAUUCACCUGACUGCCUCAUUGUUUCCCGUUCCCACCCACCCCUCCUCCUCCAGUGGUUUUUAGUAGUUAAGUGACUUUUGCAUGUCACAGUGUAAACUUUGUCUCGUAUAUAUUCAAACACAUACCAGUUGCAUCCUUUGUAGAAUUAUGUGGUUUGCGAAAUGUCUUGUUUGCCAUGUGUUUUUUAGAAAAGUAUUUUAAUGUAGCCCUUUUUUAUAGAAAAGAGUGGGGGGAAGAAAGGACAAGUAAAAAAUAGCAUGCUUUUUAUUGAGAUUAUGUAAACUAUAAAACCUUAUAAUAAAGAAUGUUUGGCUGACUACUGUGGUACAAGAAAGCAAA
This is a messenger RNA of Austrofundulus limnaeus, 5649 nucleotides long. RefSeq names its product RNA-binding protein 4. Gene Ontology annotation, cellular component: nucleus. The record is from RefSeq and is a predicted model, not a curated record. Lineage: Eukaryota; Metazoa; Chordata; Actinopteri; Cyprinodontiformes; Rivulidae. Gene Ontology annotation, molecular function: zinc ion binding; mRNA binding.